UGCGUUUUCCCGGCCGGAGGCCGCCGGCGACCGUGGCCGCGCGCUGUGGGGGAAGGGGACGGGGCGCGGGUGCCGGGUCUGACCGUGGGGGAGGCCGCCGCCCUCAGACCGGGCCCAAAGCGCAGCCCCCGGCGGUGACGCGGGAGGCCCCGGGGUCUCCGUUCCCGCGAACUCCGCGAGGUCCCGGACCGGCCCAGCGCCCCCACCUGCCUCUGCCUGGGCCCGCCCAGGUCCUGGGGUGCCUUCUUUGCGGGCUGCGGCCGCGGAAGCAGGGAGCACGGGCGGGCGCCGGGCUUACCACCUUCGCCAUCUUGCAGCGCCCGCGUCCUGAGCCGGCCCGGGCCGCUCCGCGGAGCCUCUCUCUCCCUCGACCCGGCAGCAAAGGCAGAGUCCGUGCGCCUGAGCCCCGGGCCGAGACUGGAGCGUUCUCUGGCGGCCUCCAAGGGCGCCGAUGUCUAGAAGCCCGGCCUGGGCCAGAUCCCUUUUGCUGUGGUCUCCGUGAUUGCCGGGACAGAAUUCUCUUCCAGUGGGGAAAAGGGAAGGCGGUCGCGCCCUUCCCGGUGCCCUGAGUGGGGAGGUGAAACCCUUAGAGUUGGGGCUAGAGAGCCCGGAGCCAGGGCCGAGGCGGCGGGUGCGCAGGGUGCUCCGUGGAGCCCGAGCCCCCCCUCCCCCUCCCCAGUCCCCGGCCUCUCUACCGUUUCUGUAGGAGCUCGGCAGGGAGCACACAUCCCUCGGGAAGAAAACGGCGCUGGCGGCUGGGCCCGCACCGCGGCCGUCCUCGCUGAGCUUCUAGCGCGUGGCCUCUGCGCGUCUGUGUCCCCAUCUGCAGCUUGGGGCAGGGUUGUGGCAGAACCGUGGGGUAGCUAUUUGCCAUUGCAGCUGAGGAUGACAGCUGCGGUUUGGGGGUCCCCCUUUCUGUGUCCUGGAACUUUGUAGGGCGUGGCUCUGCCCUGGGCCUCAGCACUCGGCCUCCCAGGUCUCCCCUGCCUGCCCAGGCCUGGCCACCUCUUUCUAGGGUCUGGGUUUGGCUCCUGGUUGGCGCUGUUGGCUCCGCAGACGCCUUUUGCUCUCUGUGAUUCUGUCGCCCAUCUUUGAGCACCUGCUUCCAUGCAGGCGUCCUCUGCGGAGCUCUGGGAGGGUCAUGCACUGGGGGCCGCAACUGGUCACUCCUGGGGGUGCCUCGUCCGCCUGCCCGGCCAUUUUUGUGGUGUCUGCCAUGUCCCCAACAUGCACUUCUUCCUGUCAGCCUUGACCAGGGCAGCUGUUAGUUCUGAGAGGUGGGCGUGUUGUUGGGGAUGUCAGCGAGUAGGAUCUUCUCUUCUAUACACUUGUCAUUAACCUGAGAACAUGGCAGGGGGGGAGGGGAGGCUUGGCCCGGGGUGCACAGGACUGUGAGCUGGGCCUGUCCCUCUGAUAUCAGAGUGGGAUGAGCCUUGGCCCAGUCCUGUGGGCUUGGCGCAGAGCCGACCCCAGCCAUGUCCUGGGGGGAUUGGAAAUGCUGGCUCGUCCUGUCUGCCUCCCCCAAGGGCUGGGAGCCCCCACUCUUCGGACAUUUGUAGUGUAAGGUUCCAUUACCCAGCAGACAGCCACAGUUAACAGUCACUCUGUUAAUAAACUUUUUCUGGAGGAACCCUGGACAGAAGUAGUCAUGCUCUCCAGGAAACGGGCCCCAGGCUCGAGAGGCCCAGUCUCUUCCCUCAGGGCUUAGAGGUGGCCGUCCAGCCGCACCUGGUUCCCCACCAGCCUGGCAGUUUUUCUGGUUUUUCUCCUCUGUCACUUGCCCUUUCAACUUCCUGUGGCCAGUGCCCCCAGAAUGUGACCUGGUCUGAGCUGGCGGUGGCGUCGCUGAGCCAAGAGGCGUGCGGCUGGCACCACUAGUGUUGCUGAGAACUCUUCAGGCAGCGCUUUGUGCCCGGCUGUGCCCUGGUGCUCCCCAUGCAGUGCCCAAGUCAAAGGCGUGUGCCCUGUGAGGUGUUUACCCCGGGUGACUCUCCUUGUAGAAAGACUUAACGUUUUUCACUCCACUCGGGCCUGGAGAGGGCUCCGUCCAGGUGGUGCUGACGGUGCAGGCCUGGCCUAGGGCCCAGGGGUGGCCAGGAGGUGGUGGAGGCAGCAGGCGGUGUCGUAGGGGUUCUGCGGUUGAACGCUGCUCGGAGCGUCGGGGUCCUCUGGUGGUCGCUGGAUGUUGGUAGUUGUGGGUAAGAGCUCUGUGCCGGGAGUGUCUGGACCCUCGGGUCCUCCAUUGUCGGCUGCAGUGGCCGGAGCCCACUGCUGUCCCCCGCACUGGGUCGGGGUAACCCAUGAGGUGCCACCUGCAUCACUGACCGUCCUUUCCAGAAGCCUCUCCAGCCACACACUCUACGUGGUAUCUCCCACGAGGAAAUGUUCGUUUUUUUUCCUGUGAAGCCAGAAAUCUCUUGGUGGCCCUUUGUCGAGCCAAACAUUAACCUUGAGUUGUCUCUCUGGGCGGCCCCAGGUGGUGCCAGUUCUCAUGGUGUUGAAGGAGAGUGAGGAUGGCCCUGAGGGAAGCCCAGUUGGUUUGGAUGGGGAGGCGUUGGGGCUAUGGCCCUGAGAGAGGUGUGGGUGGUGUUGGGACCAGGCCCCUUCUGCAUCCUCCCCGGCACCGCCAUGAACUCUCCAGGUCUGGUGUGGCCCAAGCCACCCUUCCCGCCCAUGCCACCCUGCCCACCCGUGCCACCCUACCCACAUGUGCCACCCUGCCCGCCUGUGCCACCCUGACCUGCUUGUGCCAUCCUGCCCGCCCGUGUCACCCUGCCCUCCCAUGCCACUCUUCCCUGCUGUCCGUGUCACCCUGCCCUCCCGUGCCACCCUGACCUGCCGCCCGUCUGGGGUGUGGGGGCUGCUGGGCUGCCCCGUCUGCAUGGCUGGCAGGAGCCUCAGAGGCAUCCGAGGCUGCCUCUCCAGUGGUGUUGUGUGUAGAAUGUUGGGGAGGGGAGGAAGGGUGUAUCCCUGAUACCCACGCAUGGUAGGAGCGAGGAAGGUGGCGUUCUGGGGGUUCCUGGAGCUCACAGGUUAUGUGCGUUUGCUCGCUGAACAAACAGGGAAACGUGCGGCUCCAUGGAUGUCCUGGAGAGGAAUCUUGCUGGCAAAUCCGUGCCUUUGAUCGCAGCCCCUACGCUGUGUUCUCUGAGCUGUGACGUGGCCCUGCAGGCCCCGUGGAGUGCCGUGGCUCCCUGGCUCACAGGGAUGCUGCUGUCCGAGGUGCCGUAUCAGCUCGUGGAUGACUUGGGCAGUGUCUAGGGUGCUGUCGUCGGAGGAGCUGUAUCAACCUGUGGGUGAGGGGCCAUGUCUGUCUGGGGGAGGUUCUGGUGGCCGCAUGCUCUCAGCCCAGUGGCUCCAUGCUACUGUGCGGCCCCCUCUUGGGGGCCUGCCUUCUCUGCCAUUGCAGGACGUGGCUCAGUUUCCUCUGGGUGGCAGGUGGCUGUAUCUCAGGACCAGAAGGCUCCGGGUCAGGCUGUGUACAGCCUUCGUUCACAUCAGCCCCUGGCUGGACAGCACAGCCAGGCCCUAGUCUUUGGGCCUCCAGGCCUGGACAGCCAGAGGGGGCAUCUCACCAAUGCCCAGAUGGCUGCCGGGGACUCAACGGCAGGACAGCUUUGUCACGAGAGGGCCACUCCAGCCCGGAGUAAUCAGGGCUUAUGGGGACAGGGCAGGGUGAGGGCCGGUGAGACCACCCAGCCCGAGGGUGCCCUUCUGGUGGUCGGGAGCCCUUCCUGGGCAGCGGCUUUAGGGGCUGCUGUGGGGAAGGGGAAGAAGAUGGGGUUGGUGAGGAGGGGCUUUUGGGACACAGUGUCCUGGUAGAGGCCGCGAGGGAGGGGAGUGGACUGGUUGGCCCAGUGGGGCUGGCGGGUGGAGGGUCAUGGAGGGUUGGUGGCUGCCGAGCCUGGGUCUGAGCAGGCGGGGAUGGGACCAGGUGCUGAGGCUGGGGAAGGAACGGGGGCAGCCCCUUGGUCCUGGCACAUCUUGGUGUCCCCUGGGACUUCCUGGAACCCCCCCCCCCCAGUGCCCAGAGACCCGCUGUGGCUGUCUGGAGCGGGGCAGGUCCCAGCCCAUGGUGACCCCCAGUGUGCCUGGGGCAACCCUGGUCCCUCUCCAGACCAGAAUGGACUGAGCCUAGCACACACGUGGAUCAGGGCCGAGUAGGCAGGCACCGGCCAACAGGAGGGAGGAUCCGGCAAGCAGCUGGUGAUGUGCGUCCAGAGACAGGGCAUUGACGUGGCCAGGAGGCUCUGGGGUCAUCAGGCCACCACCGUGCAGCCCCCCAGGACUUGAUGCCUCCAGAGAACCUGGAGGCUGCUGCCCCUCACCUCACCCCCAUUUGCUUUAAAAUGAGUUUUUGUUUUAGAACAGUCUUAGAUUUACAGGAAAAUAGGAAGCUAGCACAAGCUUCCCACGUGCUCUACGCUCACUUCCCUCCUGGGUCGGUUGAGUGCUUCCUUACAACAUGAGGUGAAGCAUCUGCAGGGUGAGAACCUGGAGACUGUCUUCGUGCCGCUGAGCUGAGAGCCGUGUGCGGCUUAAGACUUUGACCCCGACGCAGGCUUCAGUGAUUGCCGCGGAUCAGAAGCCUGAGCGCUUUGGCUCGAGACAAUUAAGGACGUGGGAUGAGGCUCCGAGACAGGACGCGGUUCUGCCUGGGGAUCCUGAAGAUAAAAAGCUUUGAAAAGUCGAAUUCAUGGUCGUGGAAGCUGAGCCCAUAUUAAGAGAUGUCAGGCGUCCGACCUCCGAUCAUGAACGGGCCCCUGCACCCGCGGCCCCUGGUGGCGUUGCUGGAUGGCCGGGACUGCACAGUGGAGAUGCCCAUCCUGAAGGACGUGGCCACUGUGGCCUUCUGCGACGCGCAGUCCACGCAGGAGAUCCACGAGAAGGUCCUGAAUGAGGCUGUGGGGGCCCUGAUGUACCACACCAUCACGCUCACCAGGGAGGACCUGGAGAAGUUCAAAGCCCUCCGCAUCAUCGUCCGGAUCGGCAGUGGUUUUGACAACAUCGACAUCAAGUCGGCCGGGGAUUUAGGCAUUGCCGUCUGCAACGUGCCUGCGGCGUCUGUGGAGGAGACAGCCGACUCGACGCUGUGCCACAUCCUGAACCUGUACCGGCGGGCCACCUGGCUGCACCAGGCGCUGCGGGAGGGCACGCGAGUCCAGAGCGUUGAGCAGAUCCGCGAGGUGGCGUCCGGCGCCGCCAGGAUCCGCGGGGAGACCUUGGGCAUCAUCGGACUCGGUCGUGUGGGGCAGGCGGUGGCGCUGCGGGCCAAGGCCUUCGGCUUCAACGUGCUCUUCUACGACCCUUACCUGUCGGAUGGCGUGGAGCGGGCGCUGGGGCUGCAGCGUGUCAGCACCCUGCAGGACCUGCUCUUCCACAGCGACUGCGUGACCCUGCACUGCGGCCUCAACGAGCACAACCACCACCUCAUCAACGACUUCACCGUCAAGCAGAUGAGACAAGGGGCCUUCCUGGUGAACACGGCCCGGGGUGGCCUGGUGGACGAGAAGGCUCUGGCCCAGGCCCUGAAGGAGGGCCGGAUCCGCGGCGCGGCCCUGGACGUGCACGAGUCAGAACCCUUCAGCUUUAGCCAGGGCCCCCUGAAGGAUGCACCCAACCUCAUCUGCACCCCCCAUGCUGCAUGGUACAGCGAGCAAGCGUCCAUCGAGAUGCGAGAGGAGGCGGCACGGGAGAUCCGCAGAGCCAUCACAGGCCGGAUCCCAGACAGCCUGAAGAACUGUGUCAACAAGGACCAUCUGACGGCCGCCACCCACUGGGCCAGCAUGGACCCCGCCGUCGUGCACCCUGAGCUCAACGGGGCUGCCUAUAGCAGGUACCCUCCGGGCGUGGUGGGCGUGGCCCCCACUGGCAUCCCAGCUGCUGUGGAAGGUAUCGUCCCCAGCGCCAUGUCCCUGUCCCACGGCCUGCCCCCUGUGGCCCACCCGCCCCACGCCCCUUCUCCCGGCCAAACCGUCAAGCCUGAGGCGGAUAGAGACCACGCCAGUGACCAGUUGUAGCCCGGGAAGAGCUCUCCAGCCUCGGCGCCUGGGCGGAGGGCCCGGAAACCCUCGGACCAGAGUGUGUGGAGGAGGCACCUGCGUGGCGGCCCUGGCACUGCAGAGACUGGUCCGGGCUGUCAGGAGGCGGGAGGGGCAGCGCUGGGCCUUGUGUCGCUUGUCGUCCGUCCUGUGGGCGCUCUGCCCUGUGUCCUUCGCGUUCCUCGUUAAGCAGAAGAAGUCAGUAGUUAUUCUCCCAUGAACGUUCUUGUCUGUGUACAGUUUUUAGAACAUACAAAGGAUCUGUUUGCUUAGCUGUCAACAAAAAGAAAACCUGAAGGAGCGUUCGGAAGUCAAUUUGAGGUUUUUUGUUUUUUUUUUUUGUAUGUUGGAACGUGCCCCGGAAUGAGGCAGUUGGCAAACUUCUCAGGACAAUGAAUCCUUCCCGUUUUUCUUUUUAUGCCACACAGUGCAUUGUUUUUUCUACCUGCUUGUCUUAUUUUUAGAAUAAUUUAGAAAAACAAAACAAAGGCUGUUUUUCCUAAUUUUGGCAUGAACCCCCUGUUGUUCCAAAUGAAGACGGCAUCACGAAGCAGCUCCAAAAGGAAAAGCUUGGGCGGCGCCCAGCGUGCCCGCUGCCCAUCGACGUCUGUCCUGGGGACGUGGAGGGUGGCAGCGUCCCCGCCUGCACCAGUGCCGUCCUGCUGAUGUGGUAGGCUAGCAAUAUUUUGGUUAAAAUCAUGUUUGUGACUGUAACCAUUUGUAUGAAUUAUUUUAAAGAAAUAAAAAUCCUGGAAAGAGCCA
Molecule: messenger RNA, 6803 nt
Organism: Nomascus leucogenys (northern white-cheeked gibbon)
Lineage: Eukaryota; Metazoa; Chordata; Mammalia; Primates; Hylobatidae
Gene: CTBP1
Product: C-terminal binding protein 1
Exons: 10
Coding region: 4728-6020 (430 amino acids)
Molecular function (GO): NAD binding; oxidoreductase activity, acting on the CH-OH group of donors, NAD or NADP as acceptor; transcription corepressor activity
Source: RefSeq, a predicted model, not a curated record